AUGUCAUGUGUGAGCUCUGAUAGCAUAUUUAUUAUUGUAUAUGGACUACUUUCUGAAAAUGAUAUGAUCGCUAUGCUUAAUAUGCCUCAAGUUCGAGCAAUCUAUCUAUGUUCAGGUGGUGUGCAGAAUCCCAAUUAUCAUGAAGAUCGAAAAAUCAGGGGCGUUUUCAGCGACUCUGAUAUGCUGGCAUAUCAAGUUCGGUGUGAUAUGGCUUCGUUUCAAACGAUUACUGAUGACUUCACAGUUUUUCAACCAAACAAUACAGAUCAAUCAACACGCGAGCUCAGUAAAGAAAAUGCUUGGUUUAUCUCUUUUCAUUAUCUUCUCGAAAUUAUUUUUCGUCUGCCUGAAUCAGAUGAUGAUAAAUCUAAACAAGAAAUAGUAGAUUAUUGUCAAGAACAUUAUGCUAAUAAUGAUACCGAACGUAAAAUUAUCGAUGAAUUCAACCUAGAGUAUGCCGCUGAAAAGGCAUUAUGGUGGUAUACUCGUGAAAGUUUUCUUUAUCGCUUAUUAAACAGAAGUCUUCGCUCGAACGACACGAUGAGAAUUCUUACCUGUCGUGUAAUUAUUAAACAUAUGCACCAGCAAAUCGUUGCCUUACAUCGUCAAUUAGAAUCGCAAAAUGCAGCCGAAAUGGUCGUAUACCGCGGUCAAAUAAUGAGCAUCGCUGAAGUGGAAAAACUGGAAAAUAAAAUAAAUUCAUUGAUUUCUAUAAAUACUUUCUUCUCGACAAGUACCAACCGUCAAGUUGCGUUACAGUACAUGAGUCGUUCAUCACGACCUCAUUUCCAACCAGUUUUAUUUACCAUUCGUUUAACAGCAUCACCCAAAGUUCAACCAUAUGCUUAUCUGUCAUCCGUUAGUGCUUAUUCUCAAGAACACGAAGUUUUACUCUCAGUGGGUAGUGUAUUUAAAAUUGAUGGUGUGGAAAAAAUAGAAGAUAAUAUUUGGAACAUUUAUAUGACUUUGAGCGGAGAACAAGACAAAGAAAUCGAAAAGGCUAUUAGUCAUCUGAAGGCUGGAAUCGGUGAAUCCAGUUCACUUUUGACAUUUGCCGGAUUCUUACUGGAUCGAGGUGAAUACGUUAACGUUGAAAAAAUCUGCACAAUCAUGGACGCUUCUUUACCUAAUAAUGAUCCUGAACUAGCAGUUGUAUACAACAACUGGGGUGGAGUAUAUUUUUGGCUUGGGGACUAUGAAACGGCUUUGCAAUACUACAUUGCGGCUUAUCAUAUUAACGGAUUGCAUCUAAGUACAGCUAGUGCUGACUCCAUUGCGACUACAGACAGCAAUAUUGCCACGAUUUAUUUUAAAAUGCGCGACUUUUCAUCUGCAAUCAGUUAUUUGGAGGAUGCUCUAAGAUUUCGUUUGGAAUCUGAGAAAAUCGAUUAUGCUCAUGUAGUCAAGCUCUACAGUCAAAUGGCUCUUACUUAUUCGGAGUUAGGUGAUCAGGAGCAAGCAGAUGAUAACAUUCAAAAAGCAAGUGACAUGGCUGAAACAAAGGAUCUGCCGAAAAAACAUUCCUCAUAUGGAUGGCUCAAAAUGAGUCAAGCAAUAUUGUUUUUAAAAGCAUCACUUAAUGAUAACUACUUCACCCUGUUCAAGGAAGCAUUGCAAGCAUUCCAUGAUUCUUUGCCAGUUCAUCAUCCUGACUUAAUUACUGUAUGUCUUGCUAUCGGAGAUUAUUACCAGCAAAGUGGUCAGUAUCAACUGGCUUCAGAACACUACACAAAGGCACUAGAUAUUUGUUACAAAGCUUUACCAAAUAACCAUCCUGACAUCGAAAAGUGUCAAAGGAAGAUCAAAUUAGUAUCCAAGAAAUAA
Molecule: messenger RNA, 1824 nt
Organism: Rotaria sp. Silwood2
Lineage: Eukaryota; Metazoa; Rotifera; Eurotatoria; Philodinida; Philodinidae
Source: the annotation of a GenBank genome assembly